AUGACCGCCCUCUCCCUCAUGGCAGUCCCCGUCCUCUUGGAAACGACAUCUCUCCCAGCCCAACUCUUCCACCAGUGGGUGACCAUGUACGGCUACGGGCAUCGCGUGCUGCCCGGUCUCGCGAUCGUCACGUGCCUGAUCUACCUCCGCGUCGCUUUCACCCGGCGGCGUGCAAAGAACCACGCCUGGCCCCUAUACGCUCUGGCAGGGAUCGUGACUGUCAGUAUCGUGCCGUUCACGCUGAUCUUCAUGGUGAAGACGAAUGACACGUUGUUCGGGCUCGAGAGGGAUGCGAGGGUGAAGGGGUUGGUUAGCAUGGAUAUCGAGAUGGGGAAGCAGCUUGUCACUUGGUGGAGCCGCUUGCAUCUUAUGCGCUCGGUGCUGCCCUUGGUAGGGACAGUUAUAGGGGUCACGGCCGUGGUGGGUGAGAUCAAGAUGUGA
Molecule: messenger RNA, 441 nt
Organism: Cladophialophora yegresii CBS 114405
Lineage: Eukaryota; Fungi; Ascomycota; Eurotiomycetes; Chaetothyriales; Herpotrichiellaceae
Exons: 1
Coding region: 1-441 (146 amino acids)
Source: RefSeq, a predicted model, not a curated record